Molecule: messenger RNA, 2463 nt
Organism: Pichia kudriavzevii
Lineage: Eukaryota; Fungi; Ascomycota; Pichiomycetes; Pichiales; Pichiaceae
Exons: 1
Coding region: 1-2463 (820 amino acids)
Biological process (GO): N-glycan processing; carbohydrate metabolic process
Cellular component (GO): endoplasmic reticulum; membrane
Molecular function (GO): mannosyl-oligosaccharide 1,2-alpha-mannosidase activity; calcium ion binding
Source: RefSeq, a predicted model, not a curated record
AUGGCUUCCUUGCGCCCGAAAACAAAGUUAAAACCUAAAUCUAAAUAUAACAACGGCCUACCUCAGUUUUACUCAUAUAAAGACAAAGCUAUCACAAACGAUUAUUCAUCACACCAAUAUAUUCGGUUGGCCUUUAAUUUGUACCACAGAUACAGUAUGUUGGUUAAAUUGUUUUUCAUCUCUUUAGCAAUAUACUUUACUUAUGACUGGGCAUUCAGCUCGUCGCCUGAAUCCGGUAAGAAGCUAACAAGCGAAGAAUUGUGGGCAUCACGUAAACUGGAAGUCAAGAAUACUUUUCUGCAAAGCUGGAAUGACUAUGUCAAGCAUGGAUGGGGAUAUGAUAUUUACGCUCCAGUCAAACAGACUGGUAAAAAUAUGGUUUCAAAGCCGUUAGGGUGGAUCAUUGUGGAUUCCCUUGAUACAUUGAUGUUAAUGGGUUGUGAAGAGGAGUUAGAAGAUGCAAAAAAUUGGGUUGAUAAGGAACUUGAUUAUGAUAUCAAUGCGGACGUUAAUGUAUUUGAAACUACUAUUAGGAUGCUGGGUGGGUUACUUUCAGCGCAUUAUCUAUCGGAUGAUGAUGAUACAGUAUUUCUAGAAAAGGCUGUUAUUUUGGGUAAUAAAUUGGUGUCUGCUUUUGAUACCCCUACAGGAAUACCAGUUAUGGAACUUAACCUGAAAAGCCAAAAGCCAGGGAAGCAAGGUUUUCCCGCUAUGGGCGCAUCGACCUCUGAAAUCGCAACACUACAGUUGGAGUUUAAGUAUUUAUCGAAUUUGACAGGUGAAGCUUAUUUUUGGGACGCUGCAGAAAAGGUCAUGGAUAUUUUGGAUUCUAACCAGUACAAAGCGCCAGGAAUACACAAUGAAUAUGAUGGGUUAGCACCCAUCUAUGUUAACCAGUUCAAUGGAGAAUUCAAAAAAGAACUGAUUCGUUUAGGUUCACGUGGAGAUUCCUACUAUGAAUAUCUACUAAAACAAUAUCUACAGACAGAUGAAAACAGAUAUUUAGAAAUGUACGAGCACGCGUUCAAAGGCAUUAAAAAGCAUUUAAUGAGAAGAUCAUAUCCUAAUAAGCUUGUUUAUUUGGGUGAGUUGCCAAACGGAAUUAACGGAGAACUUGACGAUAAAAUGGACCAUCUAGUCUGUUUUAUUGGUGGGUUGUUUGCACUUGGUGCUACUAGAGGUUUAACUGAAAGCAAUGCAAAAUCUCAGCCUUGGUGGAAUGAGUUACAGCAAGAACAAUUAGAUCUGGGUAAGGAGCUCGCUAAAACAUGUUACCAUAUGUACCACGAUACGCCUGGCACUGGCCUGUCACCUGAGAUUGUUGUUUUCUCACAAGGUGGCAAGAAUGAUCUUAAUCCUGAUCAUAGAGGAACUACAUGGAGCAGUGGUGGGGACUUCUAUAUCAAGCCAAACGAUAAACAUAAUUUACAGAGACCGGAAACUGUUGAAACAUUAUAUUACCUAUAUAAAAUUACUGGUGAUAUCAAGUACCGUGAGUGGGGAUGGGAAAUAUUUGAGAACUUUGUGACACAUACCAGCAUAAGUGAUCCUAAUGGCAAAAAUGUAAGGUAUACGACCUUGAAAGACUGCACUGUUUCCCCUUCAGUCAAAGCAGAUAAUAUGGAAUCAUUUUGGUUAGCCGAAACUUUGAAAUAUUUGUACCUUCUGUUUGAUGAUGAAACAGGCACUACUUUAAAGGGUGAAUUGAAGAACGGUAAACCAGAUAAAUGGGAUAUUAAAAACAUGGUGUUCAAUACAGAAGCACAUCCAUUGCCUAAAUUUGAUAGAAGUAAAUUUGUAAAAGGUACCGGUGAAGCUGCAAAACUUCCAAAUACAUUUGUUAAAGAUAAUGAGGAAAGAAUUAGAAAGGUAAAUGAAGCUGCCGACGCGCUGAAAAGAAAGUUGGAUGUUGAAGCUAAUAAAAAAGCAAGUUUAGAGCAUGAGGAAGCCUUUGCGGAUGAUAAAAAGGUGGAAGCAAUCAGAGAGAUGCGGAUGAAUGAUGAUGUUCACGAAGAAUUCAAUUCUGAGUAUGUUGCAUUUGAAGAAAAGCUAGAAGCGGGACCAAAAGAUAGUUCUAAGAAAGAACAACCAGUGGAGGAUGAGUUCUCUGUUGAUGACAUUGAAAAAAAUCUGAAUCAGAGGCACAGUGAUAAGCAGGACACUAUUUCGAAUGGUAAUUUGGCUAAAACAGAGAAGGAAAAAGGGGUGGAAGUCCCCGCAGAGAGGACAACGGCUUCGAAAGAUGAUAUCUCAAAGCCUUUAAAUGUACAAGCGGAAGAAGCCAAAAUUGAAUCUGACCUGAAAUUAACUCAGAAGGACGAAAAGGAGGGUGUAAAACUUUUGGAUAACGAUGUUGCAAAGCCCUUGGAUGAACAAGUUAAAGAAGUGUUGGCAGAAGCUGAGGAAAAGAUGAAAGAAUCAGCAGGUGGCGUUGGUGACACUGCCAUUGGAAAUCAGAAUUAG